AUGAUCUAUUGAUCUUUGGAAGAGCAAAUGUUAACGAAGCCUCAGCAAUUUCAAGAGUUGUCAGCACCUUUGAGGAGUGGUCAAGGCAGCAGAUCAACAGAGACAAAUCAAUAAGUUUCUAUAGUCCCAAUCAAUAUACUCAGCAACAAAAUCAAGGAAGCAAAAAACCGGAUUGGCCUUAA
This is a messenger RNA of Ilex paraguariensis (yerba mate), 182 nucleotides long. The record is from the annotation of a GenBank genome assembly. Lineage: Eukaryota; Viridiplantae; Streptophyta; Magnoliopsida; Aquifoliales; Aquifoliaceae.